Perognathus longimembris pacificus (Pacific pocket mouse) is the source of this 2082-nucleotide messenger RNA. RefSeq names its product HUS1 checkpoint clamp component (gene Hus1). The transcript is spliced from 8 exons. Gene Ontology annotation, cellular component: site of double-strand break; checkpoint clamp complex; nucleolus. NCBI's taxonomy places the organism in Eukaryota, Metazoa, Chordata, Mammalia, Rodentia, Heteromyidae. The record is from RefSeq and is a predicted model, not a curated record. The coding region runs from base 34 to 873 and encodes 279 amino acids. Gene Ontology annotation, biological process: meiotic DNA integrity checkpoint signaling; nucleotide-excision repair; mitotic DNA replication checkpoint signaling.
GGCGCCGCUGCACGGUGGAGAAGGUCCGCAGCCAUGAAGUUUCGGGCCAAGAUCGUGGAUGCGGCCUGUCUCAAUCACUUCACGCGAGUCAGUAACAUGAUCGCCAAGCUUGCUAAAAUCUGCACCCUCCGCAUCUGUCCAGAUAAAUUGAACUUCAUUCUCUCAGACAAGCUGGCCAGUGGAGGUGUGAGCAUGUGGUGUGAGCUAGAGCAGGAGAACUUUUUCAGCGAAUUUCAAAUGGAAGGUGUCUCAGCAGACAACAAUGAGAUUUAUUUAGAACUAACAUCGGAAAACUUAUCUCGAGCCUUGAAGACUGUACAGAAUGCUAGAACCUUGAAAAUCAAGUUAACCAAUAAAUACUUUCCCUGCCUCACUGUCUCUGUAGAGCUGUUAUCUGGCUCAAGCAGCAAUCGAAUUGUGACACAUGACAUCCCCAUAAACGUUAUUCCUAGAAAAUUGUGGAAGGACCUGCAGGAGCCCGUGGUUCCAGACUCUGAUGUUAGUAUUUAUUUGCCACUCUUGAAGACUAUGAAGAAUAUUGUGGAAAAGAUGAAAAACAUCAGCAAUCACCUUGUUAUUGAAGCAAACCUAAAUGGAGAAUUGAACUUGAAGACAGAAACUGAAUUAGUAUGUAUUACCACUCAUUUUAAGGGUCUCGGAAACCCUCCGUCAGCCUCUGAGAGCUGUGGAGACAGAUGCCCCGAGGAGAUGACCGAGGUGCACAUAGACAUCAAGAAGCUCCUCCAGUUUCUCGCAGGACAGCAAGUGAACCCUACAAAGGCUGUGUGCAAUCUUGUGAAGAACAGGAUUGUUUACUUUGAUUUGCUUCAUGAAGAUGUCUCUCUUCAGUAUUUCAUCCCAGCCUUGUCCUAGUGCCAUAUUUGGGUCGUGGAAGUGGAGAUGACACUGAGUUCUGACUGGCAGUCUGGUCUCACAGCACCACAGAGCCUUGUGUCCUGCUUCUUUCUCCUUCUAUAAUAGGUUAAGUAAAAGUUAAGGGAACAGUUGUUACUUCAUAGGAUUCAUGUCUGGGUUUGUUUUGGGUUUAUUGUGCUUUUAAGACAUUGAAAAGAACGUUGGAAUGUUUUUUCUCCUGUUUUUGUGGCACUGACUGUUGAAACCAGGGCCUGUGCAUUCUACCACUGAGCUGCUCCCCCAGACAUUCAGACUUCAGACAGCAGGUUCUUAUUGCAAGUGUAAAAAUCCUCACAUGUGAAUUGGUAUUGCAGUCAGAGUUUGCAGGGCAGUAUUUGGUAUUUCCCUCGGGCUCAGCCUCCAGCACAGUGCCUGGUGCCCCAUGGCUCUCAGCUAUGAGCAUGUACACCUCCCUACUCCCACCACUGGGAGCCCGGAGACAGGAAGGGGGCAAGCUGUGAGCAUGCGCACCUCCCUACUCCCACCACUGGGAGCCCGGAGACAGGAAGGGGGCAAGCUGUGAGCAUGCUCACCUCUCCCUGCUCCCACCGCUGGGAGUUCAGGAAGAAGAAGGGGGGCCCCUGCCUGUGACAGUAAUGCCCCGAGAGGUGAGGACUGCAGAAUCUGGAGCCUCUGAUUUGCCAGACACAAGUUCCCAGAAAGCCCACCUGGCUGGGACGAGGCUUCAGAGCCAGGAUUGAGGCCAGGCCUUGUACAUGCUAGGCAAACGCUCUGUACCGAUUGUACCCCCAGCCCCUUCAGGGAUUGUUCUGUGUGGUUCUACCUUGCACUGGGUGUCAGGCCUGCCAUUCUGGAAGAUACACAUCAGUACUCAGAAGUAAAGGCAUCCUCAACGUUGACAGCCCUGUGAGCACAGAGACCAGGCUUGGUACAGCCAGCAAUGCUCCUGUUCUCCCUGUGCCAUCAGGCUUCCCGUGUUUUCUGUGCAGGUGACACAAUAAGCAGCAUGUCAAUGGCACACUAAAAGUCAAAACUACCUUCCUUAGGAAAAGGUCAGUGAGAAGUCAACAAAAAUGAACAUUUCUGACUCUUCAUAGUAUUUGGGAAAAGCAAUGUCUUUGAUUUAUACUUAACGAUGUUUAAGAAAUGUCAUAUUUUGUGAAACCAGCAUUUUAUUAUUAAAGAUUUUUAUUUUUUAAAGCCUCA